Messenger RNA from Dufourea novaeangliae, 1341 nucleotides. RefSeq names its product mRNA export factor (gene Rae1). The record is from RefSeq and is a predicted model, not a curated record. Gene Ontology annotation, molecular function: ubiquitin binding; RNA binding. Gene Ontology annotation, cellular component: nuclear pore. The coding region runs from base 174 to 1241 and encodes 355 amino acids. Gene Ontology annotation, biological process: transcription-dependent tethering of RNA polymerase II gene DNA at nuclear periphery; RNA export from nucleus. Lineage: Eukaryota; Metazoa; Arthropoda; Insecta; Hymenoptera; Halictidae. The transcript is spliced from 6 exons.
CUCGCAUGAUGCGAGUCGCAUGUGGUCGCAUGGCUGCGCUUGACUAUUUCAAGUGAUUUCAAGAGUGUUUAUAAUAAGCGGUUACCUUGUGUUGCCUUGUGUUUGAUUACAUUCUGUUGAACGACAACGUUAUUUUAUAUCGAGUACAGUUAAGAAACUGAAGUUGAGGAAAUAUGUUCACCCAAAGUGGUGGAUUACGUACCGGCACAUCAAACACGUCUAAUCCAAUGCAGGACUUUGAGGUUGUCUCUCCCCCUGACGAUUCUAUUUCCAGUCUUGCGUUUAGUCCUGCUUCUAUUCCACAAAACUUUUUGGUAGCUGGUUCGUGGGAUUGCAAUGUGCGUUGCUGGGAAGUCGAGCAGUCGGGCAAAACAGUUCCAAAAUCCAUGCAGUCCAUGGGCGAACCGAUUCUUGAUGUUUGUUGGAGCGAUGACGGAACUAAAGUUUUCAUGGCAUCAUGCGAUAAAACAGCGAAAUGCUGGGAUUUGGCGUCGAAUCAAAGUAUACAGGUUGCUGCACACGAUGCACCCAUCAGAAAUUGUCAUUGGAUUAAAGCUAGUUCAUAUUCGUGCCUCAUGACAGGUUCUUGGGAUAAAACAUUAAGAUUUUGGGACUUACGAAGUCCAAAACCAGCAAUGACCCUCAAUUUAAUCGAAAGAUGCUAUUGUGCAGAUGUUGAUUAUCCAAUGGCAGUAGUAGGAACUGCAGGACGUGGUCUAAUUGUUUACCAACUAGAAGGCAGUCCUAGAGAGUACAAAACGGUAGAACUAAAUUUGAAAUAUCAAUACAGAUGCGUUGCUAUCUUCAGGGACAAGAAGAAGGUUCCUACUGGUUUUGCUAUUGGUAGCACAGAAGGACGUGUCGCGAUACAUCAUUUGAAUUUAAGUGCAAAAGAGAAUUUCACUUUCAAAUGUCACAGAGUAAAUGGGACACCGAAUGGAUAUCAAGAUAUUUAUGCAGUCAAUGACAUUGCAUUCCAUCCAGUUCAUGGCACUGUUGCUACUGUUGGCGCCGACGGUACUUUUGGAUUUUGGGACAAGGAUUCUCGAACUAAAUUGAAAUCUUCUGAACCCAUGGAACAGCCUAUCACUAAAUGUUGCUUUAAUCAUAAUGGACAAAUAUUUGCAUAUGCAGUAUCCUACGAUUGGUCAAAGGGUCAUGAGUAUUAUAAUCCAGCGAAGAAAAACUCAAUUUUCCUUAGACCGUGUUUCGAAGAACUAAAACCUAAGGCUACGCCAUAAAACAGUAGGAGCGUUUCCUAAUCUAAUUAAGUUUUUUAAAUUCUGUGAUGUGUUUCAAGAUACAGGUUUUUUAUAAUUAAACUUACAAUAAUAUACUGUU